Messenger RNA from Clarias gariepinus (North African catfish), 4903 nucleotides. RefSeq names its product sperm antigen with calponin homology and coiled-coil domains 1-like b (gene specc1lb). The record is from RefSeq and is a predicted model, not a curated record. NCBI's taxonomy places the organism in Eukaryota, Metazoa, Chordata, Actinopteri, Siluriformes, Clariidae. Gene Ontology annotation, cellular component: microtubule organizing center; filamentous actin. The coding region runs from base 302 to 3568 and encodes 1088 amino acids. The transcript is spliced from 15 exons. Gene Ontology annotation, biological process: actin cytoskeleton organization. Gene Ontology annotation, molecular function: protein binding.
AUUUAACCGGUUCAACAGCUAAGAAUAGAAUCGGUGGGGAAUCGCCGAUUCUUUCUGCAGCUUCACUCCGUAUUUUCAGCGCCUCAUGAGUCGCGAACUCAACCUGGAGCUGAGCAGCUGUGCGAGCCGGGAGGAAGCUCGUCGUGUCCCGGGUUAUAACCCACGUUUAUAAAGUGGGGAUUUGUUUGAACCGCGGUUUCAGUGGAUUACAGCAGCAAAGCUUUAUCACACACAACAUCUCUGGAAAGAAAAGACCCUCUGAAGAUUGCGCCAUAAAUGUAUCAAGAACUUGGAUCCCAGUAUGAAAAAGGCGAGCAGGCCCACAGGUGCCUCCAGCAAAACCACCGCAGCCCCUAAACCCACAAGCAAAGUGGAGCCUAGUGGCAGUAUGGGCACUGGAGGAAAGAGCACCACCAAGAACCAAAACUCAGCCAUUCUCUCUAAGACAAAGAGCAAUGAUGACCUUGCAACAAUGAGCGGAGGAAGUGGAGGAGCCUCAGUGGGCAGCAACAGCACCACUACCACAAGAAGCAAGAGGAGCACCAGCUCCACUCAGAACAACACUGAGACAAAGACCAAGACCAACUCGGGUUCCUCAGGAAGGCGUGGAAUGUCCUCUGGAGUAAAGGAACCUGGAGUGACACGUGAAAAAACCAGCACUACCAAAAAGCAAGCUGGACCCUCUAACUCUGUGGCUUCGAAGCGCUCUCGCUGUCGCACAUCAACUGAGUCUGAUACACAGACGAGCAAAUUGCGCUAUGAUAUCAGCAAUAAAGCAAUGCUGGAGUCAAGGGUAAAGGACUUGUUGGGCUUGGCCAAAAGCAAAGACCUUGAGAUCCUGCACUUGCGUUCUGAGUUGCGUGGAAUGAGGGCUCAGCUUGGCCUUGAGGACCAGGAAGCCCCUGACCAAGAUGAGCAGUGUGAGGCUGAACUGCCACAGGAGAGGGAAGUUGUAUCUGGGAUAAGCGCUGCUGAUGUGGAGUCGACCCUGCUGUUACUGCAGGAUCAGAACCAUGGCAUUCGAGGGGAGCUCAACUUGCUGAAGAGUGAGAACCGAAUGUUAAAGGACAGACUAAAUGCUCUAGGAUUCUCACUAGAGCAGCGUCUGGACAGUCCUGAGAAAGGACUGCGCUGUGCCUCUCUCAGUCCUGAGCCAACAACCAGCGGUGGAGGCAGUAGCAGUGGUGGGGAUGGAGGGACACGAACCUCCUCAACUGAGGGUUCAGCCAGGGGUUCAACUGAGGAUCUUCUGUCAGAAGCAAGGCGAGUAGGGUCUCCAGAUGUUCCAGACAGUGAGUGCAGUGAGCCUUGCCAGGCUGUGAUGUCCAGUGAUGAUGCCUUGGAUGCACCAUCUGGUUGUGGUUCUUCUUCAGAGUCAGAAGGUGGCUCACCGGGCAGAAGGCGGUCACGCAGAGGAAGUAGUGGCAAUGCUAGUGAGGUCUCUGUGGCCUGUCUGACUGAGCGCAUCCACCAGAUGGAGGAAAGCCAACACAGUACUUCAGAAGAGUUACAGGCCACACUGCAGGAGCUUGCAGAUCUUCAACAGAUUGCACAGGAGUUGAGUGCAGAGAAUGAACGCCUGGGCGAAGAGCGUGCCAUCUUGGUAGACUCACUGCGCCAGCAAGGUGAGCGGCUGGAACUCUACAGCCGACAACUGGACUACUUGCGUGGCCUGCUGGAUGAGCACCGUGUAGCUUAUGCCAAAGACGAUGAGGAUGCCAAGAGCAGUCGAUUCAUGGAGCUGGAGAGGCGCUACACUGAGUUAAAUGAGAACUCGCGGCUUGAGAGAGAGCAGCUUCUUGGUGUGCAGCAGCAGCUGAGCAGUGCACUGAAGAUGGCAGAGCAGGAGAAUGCUGAGGCGCAGGGCCUAAUGGGAGCUUUGAAAGAACGUGUGCACCUGGCUGAAAGGGCUGCCGAGCUAGAACGAAGAGAACGUGAAGCCACUGCUGUUGAGCUUGAUGCCAUGAGGAUGCAGUCCGAGGAUGAGCAGACUGAACUAGCUCGCUGUCGGCUCCAGCUGGAACAGGAGAGACAGAGAGUCGCCCAACUCCUCUCCAUCCAGGGUGGCGGGGACAAGACUGACAUACGCCACCUGCUGGACGGUGAAAGAUUAGACAAAGAGCGAGCUGAAAGCAAAGCAGCAGAGCUGCAGGAGGAACUGGGGCACACUCGCAAUGAGGCAGCUCAGCUUCAGGAUGCAGUUAGAAAGCUGGAAUCAGAUUUCCAGUCUUUCCGGGAUGAUGUGCAAAAACAACUAACGGAGCAGAAGCGUGUUCUGGCGCAGCAGUGCUCCGAGCUGGAGGAGAAGGACACUGAGAUUGCCGACAUGAAAGAAACCAUCUUCGAGCUGGAGGACGAGGUGGAGCAGCAUCGAGCUGUCAAACUCCACGACAACCUCAUCAUCUCUGAUCUGGAGAAUUCUAUUAAAAAACUUCAUGAUCAAAAAUAUGACAUGGAAAAAGAGAUCAAAACACUUCACCGUAAACUGCGGGAGGAGUCAGCAGAGUGGAGACAGUUCCAGGCCGAUCUCCAGACUGCUGUGGUCAUUGCCAACGACAUUAAAUCUGAGGCUCAGGAGGAGAUCGGUGACCUGCGGCGCCGCCUACAGGAAGCUCAGGAGAAGAACGAAAAAAUAAGCAAAGAGUUGGACGAGCUCAAGAGCAAGAAGCAGGAUGAGGAACGUGGGCGUGUCUAUAAUUACAUGAACGCAGUAGAGAGAGACCUGGCUGCACUGAGACAGGGCAUGGGCCUCAGCCGCCGUUCCUCCACAUCAUCAGAGCCCUCACCCACAGUCAAAACCCUCAUUAAGAGCUUCGACAGCGCCUCCCAAGGCCCUAUUCCCACCAGUCCAGCAUCCUCUGUUCCGGCUGUAGUCGCUGCUGCUAUUUCUCGAACUCCACUCAGCCCAAGUCCAAUGAAAACCCCCCCAGCUGCUGCUGUGUCCCCCAUUCAGAGACACACAAUCAGCACACCCAAAGCCCUCUCCUCACUGGUAGAUAAGAGGGGCAGCUACCCGGAGCUCAGUAUGCCGGUUUCUCGCAGGAGCAGUGAGGAGCUAAAGAGGGACCUGUCAGUCACUGAUUCACCAAACCCUGCUUCAAUCAUCACGUUAGGCUCCGCCUCCCCCCAGCUGUCUCUGUCGUCAAACUCCUCCUCCCCCACUGCUUCAGUCACGCCCACUACACGUGGCCGUCUGCGAGAGGAGAGAAAGGACCCCCUCGCAGCUCUGGCCAGAGAAUACGGAGGAUCGAAGAGAAACGCUCUCCUCAGGUGGUGUCAGAAGAAAACGGAAGGUUAUCAGAAUAUAGACAUCACUAAUUUUAGCAGCAGUUGGAAUGAUGGUCUGGCUUUCUGCGCUGUGCUGCACACGUACCUGCCAGCUCAUAUCCCUUACCAGGAGCUCAACAGCCAGGACAAGAGGAGAAAUUUCACGUUGGCCUUCCAGGCAGCAGAAAGCGUGGGCAUUAAAUCUACACUCGACAUCAGUGAGAUGGUCCACACGGAGAGACCUGAUUGGCAGAGUGUGAUGACGUACGUCACCUCCAUCUAUAAAUAUUUCGAAACCUGACUCAGAACCCCACUAAAGUGCUAAAGUGCUAUGUUACACAGACACCUUGUCACACUCGAGCUGAAAGGACUUCUUUUCAGUCACAGCUAUGCAGGUCUUCUCGUUAUGUCACUCAUUAUAAGCUACUAUUCCUCUUUAAUCGGGCAGCGCGGUGUAGCUUCUUUAUUUAAUGGCAGGCCAUAACUAUAAUGCAGUUGGUAUUAUAAUUAUAAUCACUCGUAAUGUGUGCCGGUUAAAUGCCUAACAGCGGAGUGGUAUUUUAACGAGCCUCACACCUUCUCGGUCUCGGCUUUUGUGUGUUAAUGUGAAUGAGUUUCAGCCGAGUCGAACUGAAAAGACUGAAACUCCGAGCUGGUUUAUGCUUUUAUUUAAGCUCCACUCAUGAUCACUCUCUCACUUGGUGCCUAAGAAGUGCUGAAUGCAUUGUUAUGGAGAUGACCAGGCCACGUUCUGCAGCAUGUUCCUUUUGGGACUGCUUAAAAAAAAGCACAUGAUAGGAUUGUAUGCUGAAGUAAAAUGUGAAUUUGUUCCACACUUGUGUAGAAGAUUUCUAAGCUCAGAUAUCUGCUCGCGCUGACGUUGUCGCUGCACUGCGUUAAAUACUGUAUUAUAAAGAAAUCAUUUCUAACCAAUUUGUGUUUUGCCGUAUUAGAAAUCUUUUAAUUAAGAGAUUUAUUGCCUUUACCACCCACACAUUUUACUGGAUAUUAAAGAAUUUAAAGUGCAUUUUUUUCCUGACAUGUUGCAUAACUUAAAUACAUAAAGAGGCACAAUCUGUACUUUAUUCAUUAAGAGAGUGCCUUAAGUGAAAGUGUUUGCGGUUUGUUUUUGUUACCCCCCCCCUCCCCCCAAAAGCUGCUGUUAUGGUAAACAUCGUCCCAUUUCAUCACGAAUUUUCGUUUAUGAUCAGCUGCUGUUUAGACCAUCGUCAUCGUCAAUUUGGCCAGUUAAACAGCUGCUGAAAAAUAAGGUCAUGUAAAAUAAAAGGUUUUAUUUUUUUUAAAUGAUCUGUAAUCAUUAAAAAAGUCAUGUCUGUUAGGUUUUCAAAUAUUUCUUCGUGUCAGAAUUUUUAUGUCUUGCAGUGGAUGAUGUUUAGAUUGUAUUGUGUGUGUGUGUGUGUGUAUAUAUAUAUAUAACUCCAUUCACUCAUCCUUUCAAGUCAAAAAGCUUCUUCUAAGUGUUUACUUGACCAAGUUUUCUUCAUUUCAAAAGGAUGAUGUUGGCUGUAUUAUUUUUUGUCAUCAACACCAGUUACAGAAUUUCUAUGUGAACAACUUUUUUUUUUUUAAACAUUCCUGGACGUUUGAGUCUAAUACCAAUAAAUCAUUAGUCUGA